Molecule: messenger RNA, 1995 nt
Organism: Rhineura floridana
Lineage: Eukaryota; Metazoa; Chordata; Lepidosauria; Squamata; Rhineuridae
Exons: 8
Coding region: 1-1995 (664 amino acids)
Biological process (GO): protein refolding; positive regulation of proteasomal ubiquitin-dependent protein catabolic process
Cellular component (GO): cytosol; endoplasmic reticulum membrane
Molecular function (GO): ATPase activator activity; Hsp70 protein binding
Source: RefSeq, a predicted model, not a curated record
AUGGACAUCAUGGUGGAUUACUACAAAAUUCUGGAUGUUCCCCAAAGUGCCUCUAUGAAUGAUAUUAAAAGAGCGUACAGAAGUAAAGUGCUCAGAUGGCACCCAGAUAAAAAUCCAGAUAACAGGAAAGAGGCUGAACAGAAGUUCAAGGAGAUUGUGGAAGCCUACAAAGUCCUUUCAGACAGAACCACACGUGACCACUAUGAUGGAAGCAGCACGGACACUUUCAAAGAGACAAAGAAAACUGAGGCUGAGAAACAUCUGUCUGUGUUUGAUCAGGAUGGCAUAAAAAUAUUCUUCACAGGACAACGUUCCUCUUCAGAUUUUUCUGUAUCCUUCUUCAGCGCUCCUAAAAGGUUCCAUCACUUUUCCAUCAUGACUGCCUUCAUCAAUGGCAAAAAAAUUACAACGAAAAGACAUCUUGAGAAUGAAAGCAAGUAUUUGGAAGUUGAAGAGGACGGGAAGACGGUAUCUAUCCAUGUUAAUGGCAUACCUGUUUUUGAUAGAGAAAUUAAUGGACCAUCAGGAAAUGACUGGGAUUACAGGCUGGACAGGGGCUACUACUGUCCAGAAAAGUAUCGUUUUUGGACGUGUGAAAGGCGUCGGUGGGCAGAUGAUUGGCGGCGCUGGGCAAGCAAAUGGCGAGACUGGGCAGAAGAAUGCCGUGACUGGGCUGAAGGAAAGCCACAUCAGAAAGACAAGAGCUCUUCUGGAGCUUAUGCUGGGCAUCGCCGGGCAAAUGCAGCACAGGGUCCAAAGGCUAGUGAGGAACAUCUCAGGUCAGACAAGGGUUGUCCCAGUCCUGAAGGGAAGUUUUCCAUGCCAGGGGAAGGGAAAUGUGAUCUGAAAGAGGGGCAUUAUAAGACAAACAAGGGACAAACUCAACCAGAAGAGGAACACUCUAAGCCAGAUAAAGGGUAUUUUGUGUUUCCCAAGCCAGGUGAGAAGAAUUCUGGGCCAGAUGAAGGGCAUCCCAAGGCCAACAAGAAGCAACAGAGACCAGAGGAGGGGCAUGCUUUGUCAGAUAAGUACAGCCCUGGAUUUGCUAGGCUGGGGGAGGGACAUACUGAUCAGGAUGAGGGGCAUGUCAGAAGGAAAAAAGAGCAACCUAGGCCAGAGGAGGGGCAGUCCAGGCUAGACAAAGGGUCUCCUGGUCACAAAAAAACAGACCCUGCGUGUAAUGAAUUUCCUAUGAAACACAAGGCAGCUUCUGAACACAACUCUCAGGCUGCUGGGAAUAGGGGCCCCCACAAGAAGCAGAAGCAAGAGGCAGAAGGAAGUAAACCACGUGUUGUGAAAAGCAAAAAGCCACUAGGAAAGAAUGAGUGGAAGGAUGAAAAACUCGACCCCAAAGGUGAGAAUGGGGGGUCUACUUCAGAGUCUGAAGUAGGGGAGGGAACAAAAUUUGGUGGUAUGCAGAAGAAGUCUUGCCCUGAUGCUAAGUUGACUCCCAAACCACGGCUGAGUUGCUGUGGUGCCAAAGGGAUGCCACUGAAAAGGAGAGAGCCCCAGAUUCGGAUAAGAAAGCCGUAUGGCAAGAGGAGCAAGUCUCAGGCUGGAAGAAGCAUGUCAUCAUAUGGUAGUAGGAGCAAGUUCCAGGCAGGAAAUAAUAGAAUGCCUGAUGGACAAAGUAAAUGUGAGCUUGACGGGAAUGACUUAGCUAAUGGAGGCAGGGAGGUGGCUCCAAAAGGGAAGCAGACACCUCUAGAUUGUAAGGGUGCUCCACCAAGUAGGAAAAAGGGUUCUUUUCCAGCCCUCCAAGAGGGUGACAUUUCUUUCUUGCCCAAAAAGAGACUGCUCAGAAGAAGGGCACACCGCCUCCCACCUGAAACUCGGGGUGAAAAGCAUCAGUACAUCUCUGAAACUAGUCAACUCCUUGACAUAAAUGGCCAACGGAGAGGGAGGCUGAUGAAACCGUCCCUGCUCAAUGCACAUCUACCAAGUAUUCAAGGCCAGAAACUUGGAGUGAAUCAGCUCCCAAAUGUGACUCGUUGA